Gavialis gangeticus (Gharial) is the source of this 7962-nucleotide messenger RNA. It is a transcript of the gene IFFO2, whose product is annotated as intermediate filament family orphan 2. Lineage: Eukaryota; Metazoa; Chordata; Crocodylia; Gavialidae. The transcript is spliced from 10 exons. The annotation marks the transcript as partial. The record is from RefSeq and is a predicted model, not a curated record.
GACCUGGGCUCCAACAUCCACCUGCUGAAGGGGCUGAACGUGCGGUUCCGCUGCUUCCUGGCCAAGGUGCACGAGCUGGAGCGGCGCAACCGCCUGCUGGAGAAGCAGCUGGAGGCGCAGCAGAGCGAGCGCGACCGCCGCCUGCGCUACAAGACCUUCUCCCGCGACCAGGCCGUGCAGACCGAUGGGGCCGGGGCCGGGGCCGGGGCCGGGGCCUCGCCGCAGCCACCCGCCGCCGCCGCCCUGCAGCCGCCCUACAGCCGCCUGCCCGGCACCAUCUGGAGCUACACGCAGGUGCGGCGCACGGGCGGCGGCGGCCUGGAGACGCUGCAGGGGCCCGGCGUGUCCUGGGUGCACCCGGACGGCGUGGGUGUGCAGAUCGACACCAUCACGCCCGAGAUCCGCGCCCUCUACAACGUGCUGGCCAAAGUCAAGCGCGAGCGGGACGAGUACAAGAGGAGAUGGGAGGAGGAGUUGGCAAAGCGAAUGAAUCUGGAGUCUAUGGUAGAAACCCUGCAAGAGGAGGCACAAGAAGCUGAAGCUAUCCAGGAAGAGUUAAAUGAAAAGAUUGAGAGGCUGAAAGCAGAGCUGGUUGUCUUUAAGGGUCUGAUGAGUGAUCCCAUGACAGACCUGGACACAAAGAUCCAAGAAAAGGCCAUGAAGGUGGACAUGGACAUCUGCCGGCGAAUCGAUAUCACAGCCAAGCUGUGCGAUGUAGCACAGCAGCGCAACUCCGAAGACGUUUCCAAGAUAUUCCAGGUGGCCUCCAAAAAGAAAGAACGCAAGCUCACGUCUGACGACGACCUCUCUGAACAGGAUGGAGACAACAGCAGAUUCUCAGAUGACGAAGUCAGCUGUUCUCUGAACAUCACAGAUGAAAUGAAGCGCAUGUUUAAUCAGCUGCGUGAGACCUUUGACUUCGAUGAUGACUGUGACAGUUUAACGUGGGAGGAGAAUGAGGAAACCCUGCUGCUUUGGGAAGACUUCACAAAUUGCAAUCCUUCAAUUGACCUCCAAGGAGAGGAGGAAAACCUGGGGAACUUGAUACAUGAAACAGAAUCUUUCUUCAAAACGAGAGACAAAGAAUAUCAGGAAACUAUCGGACAGAUUGAGCUGGAGCUAGCCACAGCCAAGAGUGAUAUGAAUCGCCAUCUUCAUGAAUAUAUGGAAAUGUGCAGCAUGAAGAGGGGCCUGGAUGUACAGAUGGAAACCUGCCGUAGGCUUAUCAAAGGCUCUGCCGACAGAAAUUCUCCUUCUCCCAGUUCUGUAGCCAGCAGCGACUCAGGAAACACAGAUGAAAUUCAGGAUGAGUUUGACAGAGAGGCGGACGUGGAGCCGAUGGUCAGCUGAUAAAUAAUGAGAGCAUUCCAGUGAAAGGGAUAAAUGCAGAAAAGAGUAAAAACAAUACUGACCGAAAAGACUUCCAAGCCCUCACGCAGGGCUCCUGAGGACUCGUUCCAAUACGCAUCCCCACCCCACCCAAGGAUUGGUGCUGUAAAUUUCUAUUGUUAUACAAAUGACAAAUGCAGACUUCUGUAAGAAAAAAAAAUGGUGUUUUAAUUGUGCCUUUGCCCCAAGCUGAGCCACUUUGAGCUCCAGUGGAAUAUUAAUAGCAGGUGUUUUUAUAAAAAAUAAUUUAAAAAAAUUCUGGCAGCAGCAGAGAAUGGUGCUGCAGAGGUUUUGGAUGUCUUGAUAGACUUACGUGUGAUUUAAGGAACUGCUGCAAUGAUUGGCAAAAGGAAUACUGGCAAACUGAGCAGUGAACACGCUACAAUUCAGAUAUGAACAUGGUGGCGGGGGCUGGCAUAAAAAUGCAAACACCUCCAAAUUUAGUUGUUAACCCCAUUAAUAAUAGCACGGGGUUAGAAGCCAAUCAUACCAUUAUAAGGUAUUUAAAAGGGCAUCUUCAUUCCAUCUGUAUGGGUGAAGAGACCUUUGAAAUCUGCACAAGCUUUCUGCCAGAGUCCGAAAUCCCAAGAAGCCUUUCUCAGCUCGGCGGCAAAGCAAGAGGACAAGGUACAGUGGGGUGGGAAUAUCACUGUUAAACUACUAUGCAAAAAAAAACAAACAAAAAAAACAAAAAAAAGCUAGCCUUAUUUAUAUGGAAUGUUAUGGUCCCUGCUGGGCUACAGUUAUCUCUUGGUGGAAGAAAAGCUAAAAAGAAAAAAACCCCACAUUUGCACAUGUUUAGUUAUCUGUAGAGCUUCCUUUGAGGAGGCAUGUCUUAUUACAAUGCCUUUGUUUCCAGUGAUUGGAUUAGGAGGGAAUCAGCCCUUCAAAUCAUGAUUUUUUUUCCCCCAGGAUUUAAAAAAACCUCAACAUUUGCAGGUUUUACUUUGCUUCCUGAAAGAUAACUGUUUUAUGCUGCUUUCGUGAAGCCUAGUGGAGUAGGUGAAGCAUCAAGCUCAAACUGACGCAUCGUGCUAUAUAGGUGUAGGCUUGAGACGUGACAUCGUUGCAGUCGCAGACCACAGUUCUUUUGGAAAAGCUGAAAAUGGGAAAGUACUGCAGUUCAUUUUUAGGGCAUAAUGGAAUGAAUCCUAAUAUCCUGCUACCCUAGAAUUAGGGAAGAAAAGCCACGCGCUUCCCGUGAGAAAGCGAGAAGACUUGGGUCUUAUAUACCUUCUGUAUUUUAAGCCAGAAGAAGCAGCAUCCAAAAAGUCCGUUGUUUACUUCCUGUCUGGAGAACUGAUAAUGUGAGAGAAGCUGUUCUUGGGGGUCAUUAUGAGUUGUUGAGUAAAAAAAAAAAAAAAAAAAAGGGUGAACUUUUUUUGAAGCAUGUAGAACAUAGUACAAGGGAGUUUUGCAGGUCAAUGUUGAAGGCAGAAUUAAGAGCUCUUAAAAGUUAACUGUAUGUAGCUAAUGACCAGUUACGACUCAAGGGGUCAACAUCAAAUUAUGAUUUUAUUUUUCAUCCUUUUCAUGAAAGAUUUUCCCCAGAGUGAUUUGAAACUACUGCAGAGGGGAGAGGUUUUCCCCUCCUACCAAUUCACAGAUUGGACAGAAAAAACAUCAGGUUAUUAGCAGGCCUUUAUAGGAUUGCAUGGAGUUGAGACACUCAAACGGUGACCUAACUUCUGAGCAUUGUUUCCAGGCCUCUCUCUCAUGAUCCAAUAUUUAAAUGUAGGGGGAUGGCAUUGCAAGGAAAUGGCCAGUGUGCUUCAGUGCUGUUUUUCGUCCUACAAGAGCACAAGACUCAGCAAAGUAGUGCCUGUACUAAGGAGAGGAUGCCUCAGAUAUCUGCACAACUUCCUGGACUUUGAGGGGCGGUAUCAUCUUGGUGGAUCCCUGCUGAAAUAUCUGCAACUUUCUUCAGCUUUUUGUUGUGAUCUAUCCUGGUCCAAGCUGUAGCUAACUCCGCUUUGACCCAAACUGCGUUUUUUGCAGGCCAUGUGAAUCAAGUGCAUCCUCUGCCCUUUCUUCAGGUGGGGAGAAUAAUGCUGUGAUGAUCCUUCUGGAUCCACAAUAUGAGUUUUUAUUUUCCCAUCCAUGAAAAGCUACGUAAGGACAUUCAUUUAAUUUUUACCUCCUAUUAGCUUUCUUCCUUGUUAGCAGCUUUAUAUAUCGUGCUGUGAUUUUUGUGGCCUUUUCUUCAAGGUAUCAUCCAUUAUGCGUUUAACAUUUUUUUUUUUUUUUUUAGUGUGCUUUAAAAAAGAAACCUUAUUCCAAAGUGCUCAUUCUUAUCACUUCUUAUCUAGCCAAAGCAGUACAUUAUGUUCAAUUAAGGGUGCGAUUUUUGUCUGGGGGGCGGGGGAGGACAGAAGUGAAAUGUCUGCCAGUCAUCGUGACCACUUUUUAAUGGGAGUGGGACUGCACGGUUUUUUAAAUGAAAAAUACUUCUAAAGGUUACCGAGCCUGUUUUGAACCUUGGCUGCUAAAUAUGUUGUUUCUCAAAAGGUCGAGAGACUGUAUGCCAAAGCUGAAUGUCUGUAGUGCUUUAGUGACUUUGGUGAAAGCCUAGUUUAACAAUUUACUUGUGUAGUGACUUAGCCUCUCAGGAGGCUGCCAUUCAGCUGUCUUCAAAUUAUGAAAUGCUCCUUUCGCAGCAGAGAAAUUGAGCAGCUUCAAUAGCCGUCCUGAGUAGGUGCUGCGGACUUCUCUGUCUAAUUGUGUUCUACCAGGAGAAAUGGUUCGGGGUUGUUGCCUUUCAUGGCCAGCAUGUUGAGGAGGAGAAGAGAGGAGAGUAUCCUGGGUUUUAAGAGUGGGGCUGAGUGAGGAAGCAGAGACUUCAAGAAAUCUGUAUUUUACAGUUCAUCACAUAGCCAUAAUUAUGAGGAGCAUCUGUAAUGGGGAUGCAUCAUUUGUAAGUGUAGGGGAUGCGGGAAUGUAGUAUAGUAAAGAAAUAACGUGUAUGAUGGUGAAAUGUAUAUGAUGGUAAGAGACUACCAUGGUUGUUGGUGUCUGUUUUCUCUAUAAUCACAUUUAAUCCACCUUUUAUUUUUAUUAAACAGGUCUUCACACUUGGGUUUAGGGUUUAAUUUUUGCCUAGGCAGCAUAGGACUUAGUAGUUAUUGGGUCAGCCCUGUGAUAUUUAUUUGGGUUGCCCCGCGAUAGUUUCCUGUGAGGUUUUUGGUUAGUUUAGUUUCAAACGAUGCUGCUCACUUAGUUGACGGUGGUCCCGUUUUGUUUGCAUUUAACAAGUCUGUAGCAACCAGAUCAAAGCUUGCCAGAAAGAAAAAAAAAUUGUGAAAAUGCUGGAAAUCAUUUUGAUGACCUCUUUUCCUUUGUAAAGCUGUAAAUACUUUAUUUUUAUUUUCUAUUCUUAAUGCAGUGUCAUAUUGACACUUUUUUUAGACUUACAAUCAGAAAAUCCUCCUCAUUUGUUUUUCUCAUAUUUUUAAAAAAAGGGGAUUUCAAGGAAGCAAAAUGUUUUUGCUUGUUAGCAGUAUAAUAGUAAUAGAUCAAAUUCCUGAAAUGGGUUUGUACAAAAACAAAAUGUUUUCAGUGAACAAAUCGCCGUUGCUUUUUUGUGGAUGCAUGUUGUUCAAAAAUGUCCAAAGAAUCAUGUGGUACAAAGUUUUUUUCCAAGGAUUUCAUAAUUGUCAUGUUAUUUGAGGUUACAAACAAGGAAUCAAAAUAGUUUUAAACCAAGGUUUGGGGGGUGGGGGAGGCAGGGGGAAUAAUGAAAUGCAACUAAGCUAAAUGCAUUAAUCUUUUUAUAAAAACGCAGUAUAUUCUAUUUUUAUUAGAGUUUUUUAAAUGCAAACUGAAGUCUGUUAGGAAAUCAAAUUCCUCCCAUGUAAAUUAUCCUCUGCUUUGAGGAUAUCCAAAUUUUCAACAGUUUCAGUUGACAGUGCGAGAGACACUGCAGCAGGCACGGCUGUGAAGCACUCUUCCCAUCUCUUCCCAAUGUCUUGCCAACAUAAUUAUAACUUCUGAACUGUUCCCCAACCGUCCACCAUGACCCGUCAUCAUUGACACUAAAGGAUGAGAUAUGGACUGCCACCUGCCUGCUAACCACAAAAAAUAUUUCAGAUGCAGUGCUUAAAUUCUGACCUACAACAACUUGCAUUUUUUACUUGGUUUACAGUUAAAGCAACUAUAAAUUGGACUAAGCAUCUUUCUUUCCUUAAACAAGUUUUAAGUUGGAAGUAACUCAGUGGAUAUUAAAGCAGCAGAUCAGACUCUGGUCCUGUAUGCAGGAAGGCUUUGUUUCCCUGUAGUAAAGGGAUACUUUUAGGAUAAUCCUUCUUGCCAUCGAAAAAAAUACAGGUUCUGUGGUCAGACCUGAUUUUGGUCGAGCAAAGGCACGGGUGAUGCAUAGGGUGCUUACAGCCGUACCAGGAACACUAAUGUUGCAAUGAUGGAAGCAUUUGCUUGUUUUCCUUAGCUCUGCGCUGCGAAAAGACACUGUUGAUGGAAGUGUGUUUGUGCCUGCAUCAUGAUCAUCUUAAUGAAAGACCGUGCUUCGUUCCCGAGUGCUAUGUUUCUGAGGACCUUAAUGGUUUUUUUGAGAGGAGACUCCCACCAAAUUUUCUUUUGUGACAGAUGAUUCAAAGUAUUUCUAAUAUUCCCUAUGCUCUCUUAUUGUAACCCAGCUCUGCUGAGAUGAGAAAUCUGGGCUAGGCUCUUAAAUACCAUGGUUCAUGGUAUUUUACUCAAUUUGGCUUUUUCACAGUCUUUUUGAGUUUCAUGUUCUUAUGCCCUGGCACAGAAAUGCAUCUCUGCGGCUGCAGAACAUGUUUUUGUUUUUAAGUAGUUUCCUUGGAGAAUAGAAGUCGCAGACAUUUUAUGUUGGCCUCGAGUUGCAUGAAAUCUUACUAAUCAAACCUAAAUUUGGGAUCAUCCCAAAUCAGCAAGUAAAUGGUUGUGUAGGCUUGCAUUAUGCAUGCCGGUUUUAAAGGUGAACUUGAUUACACCUUUACCUGCCAAGCUCUGAAUUCAGCUUUUUGCUGAUCUGAUUCCGGAGAGGCCAAAAAGGUGGCCCUUAGGCCAGAUCUUUGGCAGAAAAGUGAAGGAACAAUUGAUUUUAAACUUUUAGCAUGUCCUUGCAUGCAUUUAUGUAGAGUUUUGGAUACUGAGUCUGUCUCAUUUGGGGGAAAAAAAAAAACGCUGUUCAGCUCUUCUGUUGGAGAAAGGGAGAGAAAUGAAGUGGGAGGAAGUAGAGAAAUGCCACAUCAGCUCUUUUUAAAGAGCAUUAUCAAGCCUCUCGCUUAACUCAGAGGCACUCUGUGAAUGAAGCACUUUUGCAAAACAAGAAAAGGUCUUUAAUCUGCUAGGGCUGUCUCUUCAGGAAGCCAGGAUGCUAGCACUGGAAUGACUGCUUAAGAAAUAACAAGUGGUACUUUUGAAUCUGCUGGUCCGUGUCAUUCCUCUGGAACGUGCAGGAACCACCAUGCUGCCAGUCUGCGCUCUGUAUUGUUUGCUGGCUGCCUGAACUGACAGUCCACAUGUAGAGUUCAUGUGAAAGCCUAUUUGAAAGUCUUUAAAAGUUCUGGCACUAAACGCACUUCCUGUGUAACAUGGUUUCACCUAAAAGGAAAAUCCUUAAUAUACUGUCCGUAGGGUUAAAAAAAACCAAACAAAUCUGUAUAGCUCAAUUCUCACCAAACCGCCCUCACUCCCCCCUUAAAAAAAUUGAAGUGAUGUUUAAAUAGGAGCUGUUGGCUAACUCCUUCCAAGACCAUGCCAUUUUCUGAGUUACUCUCUUAGUCAUUGAAGAGUUUCUUUUGUACUCAUGAAAACAGACUACUACUGAUCAGAUUGGAAAUGAAACUGUUUACUGUAUUGUUGUAAAUAUUGUACUUUAUAUUCUGUAUAUUAGCUUCUUUUAAAGGAAAACAAACCAACCUUAAUGCUAUUUGAUAUCUGGUAAGGAAAAGGUCCAAGGAUGAACCAGAGUCUAAGCUUCCUCCAAAAGGGCGGCAGUGUCUUGCCCCGAUUUCAGAUUUUAAGUGGUUUUCCCCCCUCUGUUUUGGAAGUCUGUCCUUCAUAGUUUUAAAAACGGGCCAAGAGUUGCAUGUGUUUACUAGCAGUGGUUUUUAGGCUGUCAGAGACCUUUGAAUCCUAAUCCAUUUUGGAUGAGGCACCAAGAAACGCACACAGCGAGAGCCUGAAGCAUUUGAACUCUUGUGAGUACCCGUGGAUUAUCUCUCUUUCUCCUGUUAGUGCCAAAACCUACUCACUUCUGAUUUGAUCUCUAGCUGCCUGUAUACGGCAUUAUGUUUUUUUUCCCCUCGUUGCCUUCAAGGGCACAAGUCCAGUCAUCUAUUUGCCUCCGUUGUUCUCUGCCGUCCUGUGCUGUGGCACUGCUCCUUGGAAAGGCUUUGUGAUAGUGGUUCAUCCUUCACUCUCAAUUUAUAAAUUCUAACUAUGAAUGUUUGAUUUCCAAGUCACGUACCAAACGGGCUUCUUUGUGAAAAGGUGAUGUUCUGAAGCUCGUUGAUGAAAACGGGUUAUGGUAAUUCUCUGGUUACAAGGAAAAAAAAACAAACCCUUACAAUAAAUGCCAAACUUCCUGGU